Molecule: messenger RNA, 1919 nt
Organism: Labrus mixtus (cuckoo wrasse)
Lineage: Eukaryota; Metazoa; Chordata; Actinopteri; Labriformes; Labridae
Product: H-2 class I histocompatibility antigen, L-D alpha chain-like
Exons: 10
Coding region: 108-1331 (407 amino acids)
Biological process (GO): immune response
Cellular component (GO): external side of plasma membrane
Source: RefSeq, a predicted model, not a curated record
GGAAGCAUCAUUCGACUCACUGCGGGCUGGCACGGUGGACAAUCUCGGCCAGAGGCUGACUUAAAAUAACUUUUAAGGACCAGGAGGGAGAAACGAUUGGAGUCAACAUGCAUUUCAUCUCCUUGUUGGUCCUUUUUGGGACAGUAAUGUCGGUAAACAGCGAAAAGCACUCUCUCUCUUACAUCUACACGGCAUUCUCCAAACCUAUCGGGAUCCCGGGCAUCCACGAAUUCACGGCCAUGGGUCUCCUGGACGACAAGAUGAUUGACUACUUCGACAGUGACAAUCCAGAGAAGGUUCCCAAGCAGAAAUGGAUGGAGGAGCGACUGGAUAAAGAUUACUGGGAAAAAGGAACGCUGUCCCGCCAGAGCAAGCAGCAGUGGUUCAACGUCAACAUCGGGAUUUUGAUGAAUCGAAUGAGGCAGAACGACUCAGACACCCAUGUGCUGCAGUGGAGGCAUGGCUGUGUGGGUGAAACACAGACAGACGGGACCCUGAAGUUCAAAAGUGGAAUGGACAUGUACAGCUACGACGGAAAGGACUUUCUUUCUUUUGACGAUGUCAACCAAGUGUGGGUCGCACCGAUCUUGGCGGCAGAGCCGACCAAGAGGAAGUGGGAUGAGGUCCAGGUCCUAAAAGAAUACACCCGAGGCUACCUGGAGAAGGAGUGCAUCGAUUGGUUGCACAAGUUCAUCAACUACGGGAAACUUCAGCUCGAAAUCGCCAAGAAGCCCAAAGUUGAUGUGUUUGCAAAGAACUCCAACAUCAAGACGAACCUGGUUUUGUCCUGCCUGGCCACCGGUUUCUACCCCAAAGACAUCGAGAUGAAGAUCAAAAGGGAGGGUCGCGUUCUAACCAAAGACGAUGGCGUGAUAAGUACAGGCUCCCUACCGAAUGGCGAUGACACCUUCCAGAGGAGAGACAGUAUUGAGAUCUUCAGGGUGGAUUUGGCGACGUACACCUGUGAGGUGUCUCACUACCAAUCACAUUUUACUAUGGAGAAGACUUGGGAUAAUACCCUCCCUCCUGAAGACUCUGGAAGUCUACCGCUGAUUGCUGGUGGGGCAGUCGUGGGUCUGAUCAUCUUGGGUCUGGUUCUGGGGCUGGCUGUCUUCAUAAUAAAGAAGAGAAACCAAUCUUCUCACUCUUCCAUGAGUAAAGCAAGCAGCAUGUCAACAAACUCGAGCGAUGAGUCUGUUAACAGGAAGGAAGGCGUCAAAGUGCCUCUGAACGACAAUGACUCUGGAGUCUCCAGUACCGGUAACAGCAACAAAGGCGACACUCCUGAGUUCCAGAGUCUGAAGGACAACGAGAACGGGGAAGAGGAGUGAUGAAGAGGAAAGGUGACCUCUUUAAGUGAAUCUUUAUUAUGAUAUUAAUAUGAAAAGGAAUAAUUAUAACAAAGCCCCCACGUUGUUUAGUGGAUCGCUCCUCUUCAAAACGUCCUCAGAACCCCAGGCAUUCAUUCGAAAUUCAAAUCAAAAUGGCUGACUUACUGGUGUGAUUCGGCAAUAUUCAAUUUCAUACAUGUAGGUAAAAGUAACUUCUGUGGGGCCCCUUUUUUAUGUCAAGGUGGCGCUGUUGAGCCGUUUUGCAAAAGUCAUCUGUGAAUUCUUCAUAUUCUCUCCUUGUACCCCAGACCGGAUGCAGUUUUGGUGCAUGUUAAAGGCUCCACAAAUGUGUUCAGAGAGGCAGUAUAAAAAAAAGGGCCAAAAUGGUCCUCACGCCGAGGUCGGGCCCUAAAAAUAUGAAAUUGGUUUAAUGUGAAGUAGGGAUCAAGCUGAAAUCAAACAAUCCAGUUGUUGACUAAAAACCUGCCAUGACAGAUAGACGUAAGGGAUUAUAAAAACAAAUGUUUAGAAGUGAUUUGAAAGUUGAAUCAGAUGUGUGGCAGCCUAAUUUCUUCAAGCAGGCGGUUU